AUGCGAGCAUUCACUCAGAAGACCAACAAAUGGCAGCAGAAAGUCAAAACUGGCAACAAAAAGUCGAAACGGGCAACAGAAAAGUUGCCUGGCGUAUCACCUUCAGUGAUAACGCGACGCUCCGCGCCCCCUUCCUACUUGCGUCCUGGAUUCGUCGCUCCGCUCCGAAUUAUCACCCCAAAGGUUGUCUGGAGUAUCGCCUUCGGCGAUACCGCAACGUCGGCUUCGCAGACGUUGACGACGGCGCUUCCAGUCGUCGCUGUAGUCGACUCUGUUGACAACAGAGUGUCGGCUCCGCCGACACUAAGAACAUUCUUGAGAAACGUUCCGUAA
Molecule: messenger RNA, 333 nt
Organism: Phytophthora nicotianae INRA-310
Lineage: Eukaryota; Oomycota; Peronosporomycetes; Peronosporales; Peronosporaceae
Exons: 1
Coding region: 1-333 (110 amino acids)
Source: RefSeq, a predicted model, not a curated record